This is a messenger RNA of Morchella sextelata, 828 nucleotides long. RefSeq lists its product as uncharacterized. The coding region runs from base 1 to 828 and encodes 275 amino acids. The record is from RefSeq and is a predicted model, not a curated record. Lineage: Eukaryota; Fungi; Ascomycota; Pezizomycetes; Pezizales; Morchellaceae. The transcript has a single exon.
AUGAGUGCUAUACGUGAGGGCCGUCUAAACAACCCACACAACACCGCACCGCUAUUCCACUCGGCUGCCGACUUUAUGCCCCCGGACGAGGAACACGAACAGGAGGUGCAGGAUUUCUAUGCUUUGAAGAGCAGCCGGCGGCAUUUCGGGGCAUAUGCAUCCUCGAACGCGACAGUUCAUGAGGAAGACGACGAGGAGGAUGGCGACUAUUCUGGUGGGAGCACGCAGGAGCUACGGCAGAGCGGGGGGAAAGGGAAGUCGAGAUUGUCGGUCUUGGGAAACACAAACACCAUCAGGAGCUCGUGGAGAGCUUCGAAGUCCGCUGGGUCCUCGGUGGUGAGGUCGACGUCAAGAACAAGCUCCGUUGGGAGCGACGGUACGGAAAAAGGUGAGAAAGGAAAGGGGAGAAUGGUAGAUAUUGGCCUGGAUGAUAGCGUGCGGCUGGGAAUGAUGCCGGAGGGGAUCGACCAUUCGGAUAUGGUAGAAUCAGCUGUUCAAAGGCCGUUCGGUGGUUAUGAAAGGCGGCAUUUGUUGGAGGAUGAAGACGAUGACGAUGGAGCGGAUCGGCCUCCAAGGGAUAUCUGCAUUCAGAUGCCGUCGGAUGAUGAUGAUGAUGAGGAGGAGCCUGCGUUUCAGCAGUUCAGAAGCCCGCCGCCGCCAAAGUCUGGGUUGCCAGAUAAAAAGGCGGAGACCACAUUCAUGCCGCGACUGUCAUCGCCUACGCAGCCGCGCGGGCCCCAUAUGAGCAUUGUAAGACCCCCCACUUUCUCCCCGUCAUGGCUCCUGUUUGUUUUUGAGCUUGGGUUGAUCGAUCCAAGUUUAUACUAA